AUGGACUCCUCGAACGAGCCCGCGCCUAGUCCAGCCAACGUGCCUGAACCACCGCCGCAGCAGCGCAAGCGGCCGAAGCGCGAGCCGCGUCCCGAGGGCGUCGUGCUCGUCGGCGCCGACGACACGUCCGUGCUCCUCAAGGCCUUGGACGUCGUCUCCCAGCGCUUCCCGGCCCUCGCCGCCGUCGCGCAGGCGCCGCGGACCGGCGACGCCCUGCAGCGCCUGCUCCGGGCCAAGAAGCCCGACGCUCGGUGCGUCGCGGAGGUCGAGGCCCUGGCCAAGCGCGGCGCGUUCGCGCGGCCUCCCGAAACCGCCGCGGCCGCCGCGCGGGCCUACGCGGCGGGCGAGGCCGCGCGGCGCUGCGCCGCGCCGACGAUCGGCGGCGCCAUCGGCGACGAGGACCGCGUCGCCGCCGGCGCGGCCUGCGGCGACCUCGACUGGGCCGCCGCGCGCGCGGCGCUCGCCGGCGCGCUCGCGCGCGACGGCGCCGCGGCGGACGCGGCCCUCGCCGUCGUCGACGG
Molecule: messenger RNA, 521 nt
Organism: Aureococcus anophagefferens
Lineage: Eukaryota; Pelagophyceae; Pelagomonadales; Pelagomonadaceae
Exons: 1
Source: RefSeq, a predicted model, not a curated record